AUGGAGCAAGACGGUACUGCGAGUGCCCAGUACAAACUGUACUACAACUCUUUCUCGAUAUGCUCGCUCAUGGUCCUCUUGACACUCCGCUGGAAAGGACAGCCAAAGUCGCCAGCAUUGGCAGUUGACCCCGUCGAAACAGAAAUUGACAUUUACGCUGGGCACCAGAACGACGAGGAAUAUCUAGAGAAGAAUUGGAAAGGUCAGGUGCCCUUACUGCUUGGUCCUCAAUCUGUCGAGAUAACCGACAGCCUCGACAUCACCAGGUUCUUGGGCGAAAGAUAUAGUCAGUUACUGCCUGGUCCGCAUUGUGAGACAAUCAAUGCACUCUUGGAUGAGCUACAUGAGAUCUGGUUUGUGAGCCUGUCCUUCACCGCCGACGACGGCCGAUCGCAAGGAAUCGUGAACAUGAUCCAGGAGCGUAUCGCACACCGGACUUCCUCUGAAAAAUACAAGGCUGCUUUACAAAGGAAGCUACAAUUCCUCAUGGAUUCCUAUCCCUUCGACCCGCACAACCCUGAAAUAGUGGCGCGAGAGGAAAUCAAGGCGCGGACAUACCUAGAAAGGAUCGCACACAACAUUGUGACGAAUAACCCCGGAGGCAAAGCCACGUGGAUCUUCGGCGAUGGUGUGGGACCGACUGCACUGGAUGCCCAUACUGUGGUUUUCGUGGCUCGUCUUGUCGAUGCCUCUCGCCCAUAUUUGAUUCCGGAUGGUGUGUUGGCGUAUGGGAGACAGCACCUGGAGAAAGGAGAUUGGGCAGAAAUUACGCAAGGAAACUCAACAUUGCAUACCUUGUGGGAGAAGCAAGAAGAAAGGAGGGCAUUAGAACCAUCUGGGCGAAAUUGA
Cladophialophora psammophila CBS 110553 is the source of this 849-nucleotide messenger RNA. RefSeq lists its product as uncharacterized. The record is from RefSeq and is a predicted model, not a curated record. Lineage: Eukaryota; Fungi; Ascomycota; Eurotiomycetes; Chaetothyriales; Herpotrichiellaceae. The transcript is spliced from 3 exons. The coding region runs from base 1 to 849 and encodes 282 amino acids.